Messenger RNA from Aphanomyces astaci, 267 nucleotides. RefSeq lists its product as hypothetical. Lineage: Eukaryota; Oomycota; Saprolegniomycetes; Saprolegniales; Verrucalvaceae. The record is from RefSeq and is a predicted model, not a curated record. The coding region runs from base 1 to 267 and encodes 88 amino acids. The transcript has 2 exons.
AUGGAAACUCGCUCUCGCCGCUUCAUCGAGGAAAAGGUGCCAAAAUCGAACUACCCUGGGACAAGUUCGUCACUCCCGACAACAAACACUUACUUGGUGUUGGCGGACGCGCUGGACUUUUUGGACGGACUGCUCAAGUUUGACCACCAGGAACGGCUGACGGCCAAGGAGGCGAUGGCCCAUCCGUACUUUCAAAGCGUGCGCGACUACCAUGAGAGCAAGAAGCAACCCGACUACACGUCCAGCCCGUCCGACGCCAGCUCAUAA